Messenger RNA from Sipha flava (yellow sugarcane aphid), 2871 nucleotides. Its product is annotated as dopamine beta-hydroxylase-like. NCBI's taxonomy places the organism in Eukaryota, Metazoa, Arthropoda, Insecta, Hemiptera, Aphididae. The transcript has 11 exons. Gene Ontology annotation, cellular component: secretory granule membrane. The record is from RefSeq and is a predicted model, not a curated record. The coding region runs from base 538 to 2346 and encodes 602 amino acids. Gene Ontology annotation, molecular function: dopamine beta-monooxygenase activity; copper ion binding. Gene Ontology annotation, biological process: octopamine biosynthetic process; dopamine catabolic process; norepinephrine biosynthetic process.
UCUUUUCGUUAACUUAGUCAGAAACUUGUGUAGUUUCACUGGAUAUUAUUCAAAAUACAAAGAUCAGUAAGAAAGAGAACUUCCAAUCGUGGAACUGACAAUGAAGUCAUGAAACAAGCUGCAGAGAUUUUUAUUAAAGAAAAUUCGAGCGAUCACGAUUGGCAAUCAUAAAAGAAAUUAAAUUUUGAUUUGAAUUCGGUUUGAAUCGCAUGCAAUUGUUUUAUGCACGGAUAGCAAUGCGGUGCGAAAUAUUAGAAUCCGUCCGCCGCAUCCUGUUAGCGCAUGGUGUGUGGGUACGAAAACGAUUAGGAACUCGAGGAAAUCGCUCGGAGCGCGAGGGCGAGUGUAUGCAACGACACUGCAAGGACGCGCUAGUGACGUUUCGAAAAACCCUUGGCGCGAGGAGGACGAAGCGUCGGCCAAGGAGUCACUCGCUCAUCAGUUCCCGCGGCAGAGAUAUAUCGUCCUGUGGCCGUAUCGUCCUGCCCGUCACCGCGUCAACUACACCGUCCCCUCACCUCGCCUGCCCUCGUCACCAUGCGGCCGUCACCACCGCCGCUGUCACCGUUUCACCGCUGGUGGACGGUGGCCGUGGCCAUCACCGUUGCCAUCGCGUGGCCGUCAUUGCUGUCCGUGGCCGCUGCGGCCGGUCCCCGCGUGUACACCGCUCCGCUGGACGACACCGGCCGAUCCGUGGUCUACUGGACGGUUGAUUACGCGUUCCGUUCCGUCAAGUUCGAGGUGCACUUCGCGACGGACGGCGGUCACUACGACUGGCUGGCGCUGGGCUUCUCGGACCGCGGCAACUUCACCGGCGCCGACUUUUGCGUCAUGUGGGUCGACUGGAAGGGCGUCACCGGCAUGCUGGACACGUGGACGAACGAUGCGGGAAGAAUUUCAGUUGACGAACGACAGGAUUGUGAUGAAUUCGAUGUUGCUCGAAUUCAUGGAGGAGUGAUUGCUUUGACUUUUACACGGAAAUUCGAUACGUGUGAUGACGAACGCGAUUAUUUGAUCGAAGACGGCACUACCCAUUUGGUGUGGAUGAUGGGCGGUGGUCCGUUGUUUGCGGUAGACGGGUUGCUGGUGUCACAGGCCAGAGCGAAGGGCAUGCAACGAGUUCAGUUGCUGAAAGCGGAGAGGCCGCAGGUCAAGUUGCCAGACAAAGUGUCGGAAGUGGACGUAUUGGCGGAUAAGGUAAAAGUGCCCGCGGAGGAGACGACGUACUGGUGUCACGUGAUGAAGAUUCCAUUGGACCUGUCGUCAAAACAUCACAUCGUCAGGUUUGAAUCGGUCAUCGAAGAGAACAGCCGCGGCGUGGUGCACCACAUGGAGGUAUUUCACUGCGAGGCCGGUGCCGACGACCAGAUGCCCCUGUACCGGGGUCCUUGUUUUUCGGAAAAACGGCCGUAUAAGACGCAAGUGUGCAAGAAAGUGUUGGCCGCCUGGGCAAUGGGAGCUCCUGCAUUCGUCUAUCCUGAGGAAGCCGGACUGCCAAUUGGAGGUCCGGAUUUUAAUAAUUACAUCAUGUUGGAAGUGCACUACAACAAUCCCGGAUUGAGAAAAGGCAUGGUGGAUAGUUCCGGCGUCCGCUUGUACAUUACGCCGGAAGUGAGAAAAUACGACGCGGGUGUGAUCGAAUUGGGCUUGGAGUACACUGACAAAAUGGCCAUACCGCCGAAACAACAGGAUUUCAUACUGAGUGGAUACUGCAUCGCUGAAUGCACGGCAGUGAGUAUUCCACCGACGGGAAUUGAAAUCUUUGGUUCGCAACUACACACUCAUCUGACUGGCACCAAGAUCUACACGAAGCACGUGCGCGAUGGACAAGAGUUGCCGGAACUCAACAGGGACAAUCAUUAUAGUACACAUUUCCAAGAAAUUCGCUUACUCCACAAACCAGUUCUAGUGCUUCCUGGUGAUGCGUUAAUUACCACGUGUCAUUACAACACAGAAAACAGAAAAAAUAUCACACUCGGUGGUUUUAGUAUAACCGACGAAAUGUGCGUCAACUAUGUAUACUAUUAUCCUAACAUAGAAUUAGAAGUUUGCAAAAGUUCAAUCAGCGAUCAAAAUCUCAAAAGUUAUUUCAAAUUCCUGAACGAGUGGGAGAGACAGCGGACGUCACCGGAGCGGGCUGUGAGCGUCAACUACAACGGGAUCGAAUGGACGCCCAUGCGAAGCCGCGUGUUGCACCAGGUGUACGAGGAGAGCACGCUGUCCAUGCAGUGCAACCGGAGCACGGGAGAACGGUUUCCGGGCGACUGGGAGAACAGGCCGUCCACCAAAGUGCUGUACACGCUGCCGCCGCCGGCUAGGAGCUGCCGGUCCCCGUUAUCCACGUAGUCCUGGAAAACCGCUGCAGAUGACCGAACGUCGUGAGCAACAACAUCCUUCCGGCGCGGCACAUUCUCGUCUCUACAUCAUCUUAAACUUCGUACUCGUAGCACGCGUUAUCACUUAUCACAAUAUUACACACCGCCCAUCGCUAUCCACGACACAGUUCUAAAAGACAAAGCUAAUAAGUCUUAUUUCCCUUUUGGAUUUCCGUGGCUGUUUCCUUAGCGAUAUCGUUUUUUCCCAUAAAAUUGUGUUAAGAUAUUUGAACGGAUUGACUUUCUUCGAACGAUUCGCCUUUAAUACACAAUCUAUCCAAUUUCUUAUUUCAAUAAUCAUAUAUUCAGUUUUUUGUUCUUUAAUGUGUAAUCCUACUUUCUGUGCCGCAUCGUUUAGUCUUUCGAAGAACCGCCUUAUCCUAUCUUGAUAUUUUUCUAUGAGCACUCCGUCUUCUGCGUAUACUUAUAUAGACUUUAUACAAAAUCAAAACAUAAGCGAUGAAUACAUUAGUUUAAUGUCUAAAUAUAUACAAAC